AUGUUGGAUGCUAAUACUGAUGAUAUUAUUGCUUGGGAAUCACCAUAUCUUGUUACCUUUAAGCGUAAUCAUCAUGAGGAAGAGAUGAUAGAUCACAAACUUAUUUCAACUACUGAAAUGGCCGAAGAAUUAUUUGUAGAACAAGAACAUGAAGAGUAUUUUGAUACGGAUUCAGAUAAUGACGAACAAGUUGGCGAAAGCAGUAAGAAAACUCAUGAAAGGGAUAAGAGUAUUUCACAUAAAGAUUUUAGAAUUUCACUUAUCUGGAAUCUGAUUCAUGAAGUCCUUGUCAAUAGAACUAAAAAAACUAGAAAACAAUUUAGUUAUGAAAGUUCUUCUAACUCACCACCAAAAUGA
Messenger RNA from Dentiscutata erythropus, 357 nucleotides. Lineage: Eukaryota; Fungi; Glomeromycota; Glomeromycetes; Diversisporales; Gigasporaceae. The record is from the annotation of a GenBank genome assembly.